Leptomonas pyrrhocoris is the source of this 1191-nucleotide messenger RNA. RefSeq lists its product as hypothetical. The transcript has a single exon. The coding region runs from base 163 to 1191 and encodes 342 amino acids. NCBI's taxonomy places the organism in Eukaryota, Euglenozoa, Kinetoplastea, Trypanosomatida, Trypanosomatidae. Gene Ontology annotation, cellular component: centrosome. The record is from RefSeq and is a predicted model, not a curated record.
AGCCCGCAACUCACACGUCUCCUUCACCGCUAAAGCAACCACACCGAAGAAGUUGCCCAGCUGCGUGUGCUCUCUUCUUUGUUUUUUUUUUUCACUUUGGCUGAAACACAAACGAGGAACACGUCAAUAAAGCACAUACGCCCCCCAAAAGCAGACACCAGCAUGGCCACCUCCACGUUGGAUCAGCGCAUAGCUUUCCGGGUUCAACAGCAGGACCCCGGCGCGCCGCAGCCGCGACAGCUCAUCCUGCGAUUCUACUCCCAAGACAGCUCCGUUGAUCUCGUGGAGCGGCCGAGCGGGCGCCUUUUCUUGAAGCGCACGCGCACCGACGUCCCCGCCACCGCCUUUGCCGUCGGCGCCACCGUCAUGCUCUUUGGGAAACCCACCAUGAUUCUCGCCUACGCCGACGAGGUGACGCGGCAGCUGCGCGAGCAACAGAGCGAACGCACCACUGUCCUCAUCGCCGAGGAGGCCUUUUCGUCCCUCGGUCGCUACCUGUGUAUGUUGACCGAGGAGUGCCGCUUCACAAUUGUGGCGGUGGAGAUGGUGUGGGUGCGGGAGGCGAUGGCGAGCAGCGCGGACCUGCCUGCUCAGCUCGCCAACACGCGUGUCGUCGUCGUCAAUUGCACUCGGGAGCAGGCGGUCGAGAAAGGCUUCGACUUCGUGGAGCGUGCGACCGGGACCUGCACCGCGAAGGAUGCCGAGCAGGCGGCAACGUGGGGGAAGCUGACAGAGUUGGCGAAGGAAAAGCCACUCGCCCUGUUCAACGAACCGAACAGCUCUGUGGUGGUGCUGAAGCCUGCCUUAGUGAGCAGCGGCCUCGCUGGCAAUGCGGUGCAGCAGCUGAUCGAUCUAGGACUGGAACUGACUGCUCUCACCACCACUACCAUUAGCAGUGGUGCCGCCCACGAAUUCUUAGCGCCCUACCGCGGCGUGCUGCCAAACGUGGAGGGCACGGUGAACAGCUUUAUUGGCACGGCGUGGGUGCUGCAGCUGGUGUCGCUGGUGGAGGGCGUGAACGUCGUGGAGACCGUGCGCGCCGCGUGCGGUCCGUACGACACCGUCAUCGCGAAGAAACUAUUCCCCAAAUCGAUCCGUGCACGGUAUGGCGUGAGUGAAACGAACAACGCGGUGCACUGCUGCGACUUGCAAGGUGAAGGGCCCCUCUACGCGAACUUCUUUUUCCAAUAG